AUGAUGGAAAAUUUUAUCAGGAACAAGGAAAAUGAGCUCGCAACGCUCACCAAAGUACAUAACAGAAAAACCAUUUCUGUUGUAGGGACUUCUUUACAGCGAGAGAUCGAUUCUAGUAGAGUACAUCCGGAGCCACCCUCCUCGAAUAAAAGCGCUACCGAAUAUGUGCCUGUCGAUAUGGAGCCGCGAGGAAUGGAAGGAGUACGAUUAUCAAGUAUCACCAAUCAAGCAGCGGACACAGGAACGAAGAGAACUGUCGAUAUAUUAGGUGCGAGCACCUUCGACCGAGAAAAGUUCGCCGAGGAAUUCCGAAGGAAACUGCUUGCAUUACCGGACGGCUAUUCUCAAAAGGCUACGAUCGCUCUUUCCAAAAGUUACAAACCGAAAACUCAAGUUUUCACACUUCCCCCUUCCUUUUUGGUAGAAACAACUACACCGUCUCCUAUGGUAGAGUCAACGGAGGCCGCCAUCAUGGAGGAAUCAUCUAAAGGGCCAGAAGUUGAGAAACAUAUAACAGACGAUGCUGAGGUUUCUUCGAUACAAUCAGCAGUCGAUGAAAGGAAUAUCACAACAGAGCCUCCACCGAAAGCUGAAGGCGUUGUAGGCAAACAGAAAGAAGCUGUCCAAGGUACUCUCCAAGGCUUCAAGCGCCUGAUGGACUUGUGUGAUGAACCGUUGGAUCCGAUGCUUCAAGAAGAUUGCAACGACGAAAAUUGGAGCUGUCAAACAACAUGCGGUCACAAAUAUCCAGUUACGGAGGAACCAUAUCCUCUGAAUUUACCUUAUCUCCGGAAUCCAUCGAUCGCAUUGAGAAGCUCGCUAGCCCCUUCUUCAACGAAGCCGUCUACGCUUGUGAACAUCACUACACUCACUACAGCUGCUGAAUCACUGGGCUCCUCGAUGACAACUGCGGAACCUGUGCCUUUUAAACUCACCACAAGCUUUGUUAGGAACGUCGAUACCGCCCCGUUAACAGAAAUCAAAACAACAACGGAGGAGAGGCAUGGUUUCGAGCAAUCCUCGCUGGCCCUUUCUCCAGAGCAAGCAAUUAUGGACAUCUGUGACCAGGGCUACGAUCCGAAGUGGGACGAGGUGAGCUACUGUCUCCAUAAAUUGCAUAAAGCAAUCGGAAGCAAACUAUCAUGA
Messenger RNA from Haemonchus placei, 1146 nucleotides. The record is from the annotation of a GenBank genome assembly. NCBI's taxonomy places the organism in Eukaryota, Metazoa, Nematoda, Chromadorea, Rhabditida, Trichostrongylidae.